GGGGUAGUUCUUGAUCCUUCAUAGUCUUUUUUUAUCUCUUCUCUUCCUUUUCAUUUCCUUUUCCGUCAGCUUUAAAUAAUUAAAUAGCAAGAGCCUAUCCUGUUGGGGCUCAAUUGUUCAUAACUUAGGUCUUACUUACGUACGCUCCCCUCCUCGUGGUCACUUCGAAAACAGCAUCUCGCCACCGACUUCUUACUUUUUGUUAUCCGUGUGUUAUUACUAGAUUUAAGACCUCACAUCUAGUAUAACUCUACCAGUCAAUCGGGAGCAAAUGGUUACACGGCAUAAUUGAAGAACAAUGGGCGACCUCAAAGAACCAACUCGGCGCAACAGCGCGCGUCACAGCAUAAUCGCCCAAGAUGCGGCCGCGUUAGCGCAUCUAGGCCAUAAGCAAGAACUCAAGCGCAACUUUUCUAUGAUUUCCAUGUUAGGACUCGCUUUCGCCAUUCUAAACACAUGGACAGCUCUCGCAGCCUCUAUUUCCCUCGCGUUACCAUCCGGUGGACCAAGUGCCGUUAUCUGGGGUCUUAUUGUCGCGGGUGUAUGUAAUUUGUGUCUCGCCGCGUCGCUUGCGGAGUUCUUGUCUGCUUAUCCGACGGCUGGUGGACAGUACCAUUGGGCUGCGAUUGUCGCGUGGAAGAAUUGGAGUAGGAGUAUUAGUUAUGCGACCGGUUGGAUUAACGUGAGCGGUUGGGUUGCACUGACGGCUACUGGAGGUUUGUUGGGUAGCACGUUUAUCAUCAACAUCAUAUCGCUACUCCAUGCCGACUAUGAAGCCAAAGCUUGGCACCAGUUCCUGAUUUAUAUCGGAUUUACCCUUAUAGCGCUUUUCAUCAAUGCUUUUUCUACACGCUUACUCCCGUUGUUUACGAAAGCGGCGUUUUUCUGGAGUUUGACUGGGUUCGUGGUUAUUAGUAUCACGAUAUUAGCGUGCGCAUCGCCAAACUACCAGAGCGGGGAGUUUGUGUAUGGCUCUUUUAUUAAUGAAGUUGGAUGGCCCGAUGGUCUUGCGUGGUUGUUGGGAUUGCUACAGGGCGCGUUUGCGCUUACGGGUUUUGAUGCCGUGGCGCAUAUGAUUGAAGAAAUUCCACAACCACACAUUCGUGGACCACGUAUCAUGCUCUACUGCAUUGGAAUUGGCAUGUUGACGGGUUUCGUGUUUUUGUCGUGUCUCCUGUUUUGCGUCAAGAAUAUCGACGAUGCGAUUGAAUCGGCUGCGGGCCCGUUGCUGCAGAUCUUCAUGGAUGCUACGCAGAAUAAGGCUGGCAGUGUUUGCCUGCUGAUGUUCCCGUUGGUAUGCAUGUUAUUCACAGAGACAACAUUGAUGGCGACGAGUAGUCGAAUGUCUUAUGCAUUUGCGCGAGACCGUGGAUUGCCGUUUAGCAGGGUUUUUGCGAUGGUUCAUCCUCAACUGGAUGUGCCCUUGAACGCGCUACUUUGGACAGCAGCUUGGGUUGUGGUAUUUGGAUGUAUUUUCCUUGGGUCGACAAGUACCUUCAACGCGAUUACCUCCGCAUCGGUUGUCGCUUUGGGUGUGACGUACGCUAUUCCGCCGUCAAUCAAUGUGCUGCGUGGGCGUAAGAUGUUACCUCCGAAACGCGCAUUUAUAUUACCUGGGGCUAUUGGUUGGAUUUUGAACUUGGUCGGAAUAGCCUGGACAAUCCUGACGACGGUACUUUUCGUUUUCCCGCCUGAGAUACCAGUUACAAGUGAGAACAUGAACUACUGCAUUGUGGCGUUCGGUGUUAUCUUAUUAAUCGCCGGGCUUACAUGGAUCUUCGAUGGACGCAAGAAUUACAAGGGGCCGCAUGUUGAUGUAGAGGGUUUGGAGAAGGGUAAAAUUGAAGGGGUAGAAGCCGUACUUGAGCAAGAACCAACCGAGGCCCACGUCGAGUCUAAAGCUGUGGCUUGAGUGAUGACGGGGCGGCGCGUGUGAUAUGCACGCAACCUAAAAGUCUCGGAUA
Messenger RNA from Hypoxylon trugodes, 1964 nucleotides. Its product is annotated as amino acid transporter. Gene Ontology annotation, molecular function: transmembrane transporter activity. Lineage: Eukaryota; Fungi; Ascomycota; Sordariomycetes; Xylariales; Hypoxylaceae. The record is from RefSeq and is a predicted model, not a curated record. Gene Ontology annotation, biological process: amino acid transport; transmembrane transport. The coding region runs from base 299 to 1912 and encodes 537 amino acids. The transcript has 2 exons. Gene Ontology annotation, cellular component: membrane.